AUGAAUAGAGCAAAAUCAAUAAAUUAAAACAUAUCAGACAAAGAAAAAGAUCCAUAUGAAUAAUUUGAAUAUUAAUUAUACGCUUAACUUAAACAUAAGGGUUGGUGCCAAUCGAUGGCCUUUACAAAAGGAAACUCCCUAUUGUUUACUUAGUUUAAAACUUUAAUUAAAGUAUUAUGUAUUCAUGAAGGGUAAAUGAAUCAAAUUCAAAUCUUAUCAAGUCAUAAAACAUUUCUUACAACAAUUACUGUUUUGUAGAAAUUCAAUUCUCUUAUUUCUACAAGUUAAGAAGGAUAAAUUCAUGUUUGGUCAAUGGUUCCUAUUGCAAAACCAAUAAUUAUCAAGAAAUUUGAUGCCCCUUCAUCCUUAGUGAGUUGUUUACUUUAUAAUGAAAGUUAUGAUAUUAUUAUAACUGGAAGUAAUAAUAUUAUAAACUUUUGGAAGAAUCCAAUGAAAUGGUUACUCAUUUAAUCAAUAAAUGAUCAUUCAGGUGCUGUCUGGGCAUUAAGUUUGAAUUAAAAUGAAAAUAAACUAAUAUCUUGCGGUUGGGAUAAGACGAUAUUAAUUACAGCAAGAUAAAAUAAUGAAAGUUGGGUUGUAGUAUAAAAAAUUGUUGUUAAGGAUUAUGGAUAUAGACUCUGUUUUCUCGAUGAUGAUUAUUUUUUAUAUUAACCUUAAUUUACAAGAUCAACGGUACUCUUUUCAAUAUCAGAUAAUGGUUGCAAAGUAAAACAAGUUAAAGAAAUCUCAUUAGUGUAAAACCAAAAAGAUUGUGAUGCAUUUUUUCCAAUGUAAUUUGAAAAAUAAAAAAAAAUCAUUUUGAAUAAAUUUGGCAAUACAAUAAUGGUGUUAAAAGUCAUAGGAAAAGAAUAAAUACAAAUUGUAUAAUUUAUUAACUUUAAUUCUCAUCAUGUUUUUGGGAGGAUGAGCGAUGAUGGGGAAUUUCUUGUUAUUUGGGAUGAAAGUUCAAAUAAAUUAUAGAUAAGAAAACUUUGUAAUCUUUGA
Paramecium tetraurelia is the source of this 1005-nucleotide messenger RNA. RefSeq lists its product as uncharacterized. NCBI's taxonomy places the organism in Eukaryota, Ciliophora, Oligohymenophorea, Peniculida, Parameciidae. Gene Ontology annotation, molecular function: protein binding. Gene Ontology annotation, cellular component: cytosolic [4Fe-4S] assembly targeting complex. The transcript has a single exon. The record is from RefSeq and is a predicted model, not a curated record. Gene Ontology annotation, biological process: iron-sulfur cluster assembly.